AUGACAACAAUAACAAUGAGUAGUACUGAUAUAUAUUUAAAUAGAACAGCAACAACAACAACAUAUCGAACCAUAAUAAUGAAUAACAAUCAAUCAACAACUACAACAAUCAUCGAAUCAUCAUCAUUAGAUGAUCUUUGUAAAAAUUUUCAUGGUACAAUUUCAUACAAUUCAAGUUAUGUACUUGUUUGUGUAUCAAUCGAUCGUCUUUAUGCUAUUAUUCGACCUAUGGACGUACGAACUGCAUCAUCAACAUCGUGGGUGAUAGCAAUGACAUUUGCUUCUGCUCAACUUUAUUUACGAGAUAUUGAAAUAAUACGUGGUAUGCCAAUAUGUGGUAAUCGAUCUGAUGUUGUAAAUUGGAAUGCAUAUGUCUAUUUUCUUUUUAUUUCUUUAUAUUUGGUUCCAUUAAUUGUUAUGACUGUUUCAUAUAUAGUUAUAAUUAUAAUAAUAUGGAAAAAAAGUUCAGUUGUUCGAAGAGAUGAAACAUCAACUGAAAGAAAAAAUCAUCAAUCUAAAUUUCGUCGAUUAAUUUCAGCUAAAAGAUCAGUUUUUAAUGAUAAUCAUGAAAUGGAGACGAGUAUUCGUAAUGUACGAUCACUUGGUGUUAUACCACGAGCAAAAAUAAAAACAGUUAAAAUGACAUUAGUCAUUGUCAUUGCUUUUACUGCCUGUUGGUCUCCUUAUUUUCUUUUAAUGAUUAUGAAUUCACUCAAUUUAAUUCAAAAUUAUCUUCUUAUUCGAGUAACAUCAUCAUUAUGCUACAUGAAUUCAUUGGCUAAUCCACUUAUUUAUUGGCUGUUUGCAACAGAUUUUUGCUAUCGUUGCAGACAAAAUUGUGGUUGUAAUUAUUUAACAAGAAGAUCAUCUGAUGGAAUAAAUGGUGGACGUUGGUCAUUAACAGAAUCUCGAUAUAGUAAUGUUAGUACAAAACAUCCACAUCAACGUUCAAAUGAAGAUUGUCGUUCACAAAAAAAUCCUCGUGUGUAUUCAAAUCGUCAAUCAAAUUAUCGUUUACCACCAGCAUCCAAUCAAUCAAGAACAAUUAAACAUAUUGUUCAACAUCGAAGUUCUCAAUCAUCACUUUUAUAUGGUUAUCAACAUCGUACUUAA
Molecule: messenger RNA, 1113 nt
Organism: Rotaria sp. Silwood2
Lineage: Eukaryota; Metazoa; Rotifera; Eurotatoria; Philodinida; Philodinidae
Source: the annotation of a GenBank genome assembly